UUGGAACGUAUAAACGCUUUGUUUCAAAUACCACCAUUCCGUUUCCUCACAGCCGCAUGUGACUUUUUGGCGCGCUUUUAUUUGAGCAUUAGUUUGAUAAUAGCCUUAUGAGUUACACAGUUUAAUAAUUGUGCGUUCUUUAGACUAAUUUAAAUAACUUUAAUAUUAGUUUUAUUUGCCGAAAGACCAAAACAAACAAAUUUUUGCGACAGCUGACCUCGUUAUUUCGCAGCCAUCACCAAAAGGUCACACUAAUUUUGCGAAAAGCGCGUGGUAUUUAAUGCCGUAUUUAUUUGCUUUAUUUCGCCAUUAGAAGUAAGUUGCACUGUGUCCAAUAGCCUGCUAAGAAAGCCACUGGAUCAGGAGCUAGUGCAUCCAAAACCCAGAAAACCAUUUCGAUGUCUGAGGGCAGCGGUAGCGAGAAUGCAAACGCAGCAGAGGCUGCGGCCGAGGCAGAGGCGGCACUGAUGGCUGAAGCGGUGGCUGUGGCCUACCAGAGCGACGAUGGGGAGCAGGCAGAGGACGGGGACAUGCAGGAGCAAGCGGCCGAUAACCAGGAGGAGGACGCCGCUGAGCCACAGGAUGGGGGGGACCCAGAGGCCGCGGACGCGGACGACGCCAUGAGCGUGGGAAAUGCGGAAAACGAAAGCGAUAGCGGUGGAAACGCGGAGGAAACCGCCGCCGCUGAUCGUCGCCAGGCCACCAAAAAGGAGCUCACCCAGAUCAUCGACAAGUGGGAGCAGCAGCAGACCCAAAAUGGAUACGAUCCAGUUCCCACUCUAAGAAGCCUGGCGGAGAUCUUUGAGCGUGAGAAGGAUGUGUAUCGGCGCAAGGAUCCGGAUCCUUUGGACUCACGACAUCCAUAUAGAGCUGAUCCCAGUUGCCAGUACGGGUUGCUACUCAAGCUGCUCUUUCGGAAGGAUACUUUUAUGGGCAAACUCCUAAACGACUACCUGCGAGAGAACUACUUCAGUCGCCAGAAUAUCAGUCGCAGCUCUUUGGAAUUAAACAUCCUGGCCUGCCGCCUCAUCCUGGAGAUAAUGCCAGGAAUGGAGACUUCAGCAGUAUUUCAGACCGCCGAAGGGGAUGGAACCAUCAAUCGCAUCUACUCUUGGGCAGAGGACAGCAUUGAACCGCUCCAGAGCUAUGCCACAGGUCUUUUAGCCGAAGCGAUGGAAGUGAGCGACAUUGCCAUAAACUUUCGCGAUCAGAAUAUUCGCUUGGUGCCCAAGAUGAUCAAACGUCUUCACAUGCUGCUGGCGAUCAGCAAGAGCGCCACGUCAGAUGUCAAUACAUCGAUGCACAAUCUGUCGGCAGAUAGCAGUACAGCGGGGAUGCUCAGCUGGGUGGCCUGCGCCAGUAAUGCAUCAGCUCCUCAAUCGCCGCAGCACAAUGGCAGUGGGCUGGGAGCAAGUUCCUCGCAGCAUGGAGAUGCCUCUAAUAUGUCCAUUUUGUUCGAGAACAGCAGAGAUGCUUUUUGCGUAUCCCGCUAUUACAAAAGGAUGUAUAUUCCUUUGCACCCGGCCACAGCUGAUACCAGCCAAAUGUUAAUUAUGCGCUUCCUGACCAGCCUGGGCGAAUAUCAAGAGUUCCUCGCCAUGGCCUUCGAGAACAAUGUGAUGCAGCUAAUUUUUGGCUACCUAGAGAACUUGGAUCGCAGGGACACCUGCUUGGCCUACGAAGUUUUAAAGUAUCUGGCUUCCCUUCUUUGCCACAAGAAGUUUGCUUUAGAGUUCAUUGCACACGGUGGACUGGAGCUUCUUUUAAAAGUGCCCCGCCCCAGCUUGGCGACCACUGGUGUGUCCAUCGCCAUCUACUACUUAGCAUACUGUGAAGACGCUAUGGAACGGAUAUGCAGCAUGCAAAGACCACUUAUUUCAGAACUCGUGCGCUAUGCUCUUUGGAUUCUGGGUCGUUGCCACGACUCCUCAAAGUGUCAUGCCACCAUGUUCUUCAGUCUGAGCUUCCAGUUUAAGGUCAUAUUGGAUGAGUUUGAUGCCCAGGAUGGGUUAAGAAAGCUGUACAAUGUCAUUUCGGUACUAAAGAUUCUUGAUCCAAGCCACAACGACAGCGACAACGACUCUGAUAUCAACGAAGACGUAGAAUGUGCUUCCCGACAAAUGGUGCGCCACGUUUGCGUAGCCCUCAAGCGGUAUAUGGAGGCCCAUUUCUUCUACAAGUACAACAGCUUCCUGUGCCUGACAAAUGCGGCAUCCCCGUCACCGUCUUCAGCACACUAUUUUAAUCAGAAUCCCACUGUGGCUGCUAAACUUACCUUCGAUCAGUUGCACGACCAGAUUCGCACGCUCCAGGAGAACACUUCUAUCCGAGCACAUUGGCAACCGGUGGAUCAGCUGAUGAAGCUUGGUGGAAUUACCAUGCUACUUAGGAUCAUCGCCUUCAGUUACGAUUGGGUGAACAGUGGACGGUCCGAGACGGUGCGUGCGGCUCUGGACGUGCUCAGCGUUUGCUGUAUUAUCCCAAGAGUCUACGUGGUGCUCUGCGAGCGCCUGCUGAUGCUAGACAAGACCACUACCUCAGGAUUUUGCUCAGUUCUGGGCGCUGCUGCAGGUGAGAUUACCUCGGAUGCUGAGGUAAUCAAAUCGGCGUUGGCGGUGCUGUGCCACUGUGUUUGCUCUCCGAUCAUCCGCAAGGAUAGCGGCACCAGCCUUAUUAAGUUUGGAACGUCCUCCAGGAAGAACAAGGCCAACCACAAGUAUGCCGAGGAGCUGAUUGAACGUGUUUGGGAGUCUGUCUGCUCCAACAAUGGCAUUGUAGUUUUGCUAUCGCUGAUGCAGACCAAAGGACCCAUCACCGAUGCGGACUGCAUACGAGGAAUGGCCUGUAGGGCCUUGGCGGGACUUGCUCGCUCCGAUCGGGUCAGGCAGAUCGUCAGCAAGCUUCCACUUUUCGCUAGCGGACAACUCCAGACGCUGAUGCGGGAUCCCAUACUCCAGGAGAAGCGCGCGGAACACGUAAUCUUCCAAAAGUACGCAUUGGAGUUGCUAGAACGAGUGUCGGGUAAGACGAAACCGCUGAACAAUCCCUUAGAUCCAUCGCUGUCCAACAUGCACAAGGCCAACGUAAUCGCUCAGACGCGCAUCCAAUACAACAAGCAGCAGCUGUAUCAGCUUAUCUUCGAACACCUGGAGAGCAACGGUCUCUCCCAAACAGCCCAAAUGCUGCAACGGGAGGUGGGUCUUCCACUGCAGACUCCCACUACGCGCAGUUUUCAUCAAUCACCUUUCGACUACAAAAGUCUUCCCAGUGGGAGUAGCUCACUGUCCAGAAAUCGUCUGCGGAGCCGCAUGCAAGAUGUGAAUGCAGCGAUAAUGGGCAGUGGGGACUUGAACAAAAGUUUUGGUGAGGACUUCUCACCGGCAGGAGCCGGUAGUAGCAAUGCAGGAGAAGGAGUAUGUAUACCAAAUUUUGGCUCCCUUAACACAACUCAGACGCCCAUAAAAAUAAGGAGAACGGAUAGAAGUUCCGUCAGCCGUUCUAUCCAGAAGCAGACAAUGGAGGCGGGUGGCAUGUCAGUUGGUCUUCCUGAAGAUGGCCAACUGCACCCCAAGAGGAUCACUCUCAAUACUAUCGUUACGGAAUACCUCACCAACCAACACUCGUUGUGCAACAAUCCAGUGACGACCUGCCCGCAGUUUGAUUUGUACGAGCCGCACAAAUGUCCCGAUCCAAAGCCCAGCCGCUUGUUGAGCUCGAACUACAACCUGACCAGCCGACAUGCUCGAACCCAAGCCGGAUUUAAUACCAGUCGCUUUGACCGUCGCUAUGUACAUACGCACUUUUCUCCAUGGCGCAGUAUUCGAUCGGCGGACUACGAGGACCUAGAGUUCACUUGUUGCGAUUUGGUGGGUAAAUACAUCAUUGUCGGCACGCAACAGGGCGACGGAAGAGUGUUCAACAUGAACGACGGCGUGGAACAGUUCUUCUCCAACUGCCACAACUUUAGCGUGGAUGCUAUAAAGGCUAACAGAGCCGGAGAUCUUGUCAUCACAUCCAGCUUCUGGCGCACACCUACCAGCAUUCUGUGGUCUAUUGCGGACGAUGAGUUCAAGCUGAAGUUGCGUCUUCCCGAUGUAACCUACUGUGAGUUUAGUCAAACGGCGCAGGAUCGUCUGCUGGGCACCCAGAAUGAGUGCGCAACGCUUUUUGACAUAAACACUGGUUCCAAGGUGGCCUCGUUUACGCCAACCAUACCUAAUCUCUACACCAAAAACAGAGCAACUCUCUGCCGAACCGAUGAACUGAUUUUGUCGGAUGGCGUUCUUUGGGAUGUACGUUCCGGAAAGGAGAUCCACAAGUUCGACAAGUUUAAUCAGUGCAUAUCAGGCGUCUUCCAUCCAAACUGUCUGGAGAUCAUCGCCAAUACCGAGGUGUGGGACUUGCGCACCUUCCAUUUGCUACAGACAGUGCCGGUGCUAGACCAGCGCAACUGCACGUUCUCCCCGAUGCAUGUAAUCUACGGCGCUAGCUUGGGGGCUGAUAGGGACCAUGACAUGGAGACGACCACCUACGACACCAGCUUCAACGUUCUGGACGCCUACGACUACUCGAGCAUUGCAACCAUUGACGUUAAACGCAACAUAAACGAUCUGAGCGUCAGCGCCAACGGGAGUCUGAUCGCCGUGGUCGAAGACUACAGCGGCUACGAGUCCAAACAGGAGACCUACGUGAAGAUCUAUGCUGUGGGCGUUAAAAAGAGCGAGCGCUCGGAAGAGGAAGAUGAUGAGGAGGUGCCCGAAUCUGAUGAGGACGGUUCGGAUACGGGCUCCGAAACCUCUUUUGCUCUAGGUCAAUAUUUCAUGGGUUCCCCCCUGCUUCGGAACCUUAAUGGCUCGGACAACGAUGAGGAUGGAGACCUGGAUGAAGACGACGAUGAUGGAGAGCCGCUGGACUCCGAUGACGAUAUGGACGACGACGAUGGCUCCGACAAUGGCGACGACGAUGGAGAUUUUGAAGAUGUGCUAGAAUACUUCGAUAGAAGCAGCUCAGACGAUUGAGCCCACUCCUCACCCAAACCACCAACACAACUGUUCCUCCACCGAUCCACUGCUCCGCUCCAAUGUUCACCCGUUGUUUCGUCUCGUCUCGUUCGAUCCUCUUUGUUGUUCGCAGCGCGCAUGGAGGGAUGAGCAAACAACAAUCGUCUUAGUAUAAGUACACUAGACAUUAAGCUGUUACCUUAAAAUGUAAUUUGUUAUUUUUGAAUUUUGUACAAAUCCAAUACGAAUGCCGCAGGAUUGCAUUAAAGCCAACUAAAGAUUA
Molecule: messenger RNA, 5283 nt
Organism: Drosophila erecta
Lineage: Eukaryota; Metazoa; Arthropoda; Insecta; Diptera; Drosophilidae
Gene: mahj
Product: protein mahjong
Exons: 11
Coding region: 399-5018 (1539 amino acids)
Biological process (GO): protein ubiquitination
Cellular component (GO): nucleus; Cul4-RING E3 ubiquitin ligase complex
Molecular function (GO): protein binding
Source: RefSeq, a predicted model, not a curated record